Messenger RNA from Solea solea (common sole), 1473 nucleotides. It is a transcript of the gene ube2a, whose product is annotated as ubiquitin-conjugating enzyme E2A (RAD6 homolog). Lineage: Eukaryota; Metazoa; Chordata; Actinopteri; Pleuronectiformes; Soleidae. Gene Ontology annotation, biological process: DNA repair; proteasome-mediated ubiquitin-dependent protein catabolic process; protein polyubiquitination. Gene Ontology annotation, molecular function: ubiquitin conjugating enzyme activity. The record is from RefSeq and is a predicted model, not a curated record. The coding region runs from base 149 to 607 and encodes 152 amino acids. The transcript is spliced from 6 exons. Gene Ontology annotation, cellular component: HULC complex.
AGCCUAGCAGAGGCAGCCAAUUAUUUGUCAAACUAGCAAUCGUCGCUUAGCCUGCUAGGAGCUAAGUCCAAGUCUAUCACCAAAAACGUUUCUUCACAUUUGAACCGCUCACUUUUAUGCCAAGGAGCGAGAUUUGUGUGUAAACAGGAUGUCAACUCCAGCAAGACGACGUUUAAUGAGAGAUUUUAAACGACUGCAAGAGGAUCCUCCAGCUGGAGUUAGUGGGGCCCCAUCAGAAAACAAUAUCAUGGUAUGGAAUGCUGUCAUUUUUGGACCUGAAGGAACACCUUUUGAAGAUGGAACUUUCAAACUUACCAUUGAAUUCACAGAGGAAUAUCCAAAUAAACCACCAACAGUGCGAUUUGUCUCCAAAAUGUUUCAUCCAAAUGUGUACGCAGAUGGCAGCAUAUGCUUAGAUAUACUUCAGAAUCGUUGGAGUCCAACCUAUGAUGUCUCUUCAAUCUUAACCUCAAUACAGUCUUUACUGGACGAGCCAAACCCAAACAGUCCAGCCAAUAGCCAGGCAGCGCAGCUGUACCAGGAAAAUAAGCGGGAGUACGAGAAGAGGGUUUCUGCUAUUGUUGAACAGAGUUGGCGUGACUGUUGACCCCUGUUGAUGUCGGGAGUGUGAACGGUGUCUGGCCCAGAAUCAAGAAACCACUGAUCAAGAAAACAAGUGAUUACACAAAUAAUGACACAUCUUAAAAUCCUUCUCAAUAUAUUUGUCCCAUAACUGUUGCUCAGUUUGUAUGCUGUUGUGUUGUGGCAUUCACUCCUACCGAAUGCUAUUGUUGGGCGAUAGCAUAAGUUUGUUAAAAGUUAAUGUACCUUGUUAUAUCUGGGUUACUUGCUACAUGCCCCCAGUCUCCUUUUUUUUUCCGUAAAAAAAAAGGAAACAGCUGGUCUCUCAGUACACACUUUUCUACUUGUUUUUUCAACUGGCUGGAUGAUUCUGAGACAGUGAAUUAGAUGUGCUUGCUGUGUGGUUUUGCUGUGUAGAUACAGAAAUCCAUAUUUCCAAAAAAAAAGAAAGCUGUUCCUGAGUGUUCCCCCCCUUCUGUUUCAGUGGUUUCACUUCUGUUGGUUUUAUUUCUUUCUGUAUUUUGAAAGCCUUUCAGUAGGAUUUAAAAAAAAAAAAAAAAUGGCAUUGAAAUCCACGACUCUUAACAAGUUGUCAACUCAACAGAUGCCUUUCUCUGAAUUGUACUUGUAAUACCAUGCCUAGGAUUUUAAAAGUGAUCUAGCUCUUGGUGACCAGGUAUCUCCCAACACUGAAACUAGAGAUUUCAUACCCUUUCUGGGCACUUAACUUUGUUUCAGUGUUGACCUUUUUAUGCCAUUUUACAAUCUUACAAAUCAGCUGAUAAUACUGUUAAACAGGAUGGUAUCUGUUUUCAGAUUAUAAAACUUUGCACUGGUAACCCAUGUAACAAAUUGUACAUUUUCUUGUAAAUAAAAAUAAAUAUACACCAA